CCCCUCCACCCCCCUUAGCGGGAGAAAGCGAGAGCUUAGGGGAAGUCGCGUAAACGCAUGGGGCGAGGGCAAAAAGUUAGGAACGGAGGGGAUGGUUUUUUUUUUUUGUUAUCUCUGUCUCCAUGCCCUCGCGCGACUCCUGCUUGCCUGAAAGGAAACGGAAAAGACUGCUACGCAGGCUAGUGGGGUCAUGUCAGAAGUCAGCGGUAUAGAAAAGUUGAGAAGCCGCGAGAAGUCUGGAGAGAAAGAUCUCUGGGGAACUCGUUGAAGCUUUCCUGUAUCUUUUACCUUGUACUUCAUUAGGAAGCCUGCUCUCAAGCUAAGCGAGAAUUUGGCUCAAUUCAGGGCAUUUCUAACCCGCGAUCACGCAUUCUUUUUCCCUCUUGGCCGGCAGAAUUCGAAAAAAAAGAACACCUGAUCGCAGGCUCGCGCCUGACCACACCUCCACCCCGCCUACUUUGACAGCCAAUCAUAAUACGUAUGUUAAUCGCCAAAACCGCACCAGGAGCUCACGGAAAUCAUAAAAAAAAAGCAAGAUGGCGUCGCGUGUUACGAAGUUUGGUUCGAUUUGUGUUAGUUCUUUCCGGCUUUCUGCUUUUUCAAGCACAUCAGCUAAACAACUAAAGCCGCACCUCCUGAUUCGAGGGCUUUCCACAGAUUCCGAUAUUAAGUAUGACAGCCUUGUAGUUGAACCGAUCAAGACUCCGAAGCCCAAGCCAGAUAUCAAUUCGUUAGUAUUUGGCGCAGAGUUCACAGAUCACAUGCUCAGUGUUGAAUGGACUGCUGACAGUGGUUGGGGUGAGCCAAAAGUGAUGCCAUAUCAAAACUUGUCUCUUGCUCCAUCGUGCUCAGUAUUUCAUUAUGCUUUGGAGUGUUUUGAAGGGAUGAAGGCCUACAGAGGAGAUGACGGCAAAAUCAGAUUAUUUCGACCAAUGGAGAAUAUGAGAAGGUUAAACAGAUCAGCUGACAGAGCAUGCCUUCCAGGUUUUGAUGGAGAAGAAUUCCUCAAGUGUUUAAAACACCUUAUUAGCAUUGAAAGAGAAUGGGUUCCAUAUUCUAACAAGUGCUCGCUGUACAUCAGGCCAACACUUAUAGGAAUACAGCCCACCCUUGGAGUGAACAAGUCUUCAUCUGCCCUGUUGUAUGUCAUUUUGUCGCCAGUUGGUCCAUACUUUAAGACUGGUACAUUCAGCCCUGUUGCUCUGUUGGCUGAUCCUUCCUUUGUAAGAGCCUGGCCAGGAGGCUGUGGAGACUCCAAGAUGGGAGGAAACUAUGGCCCCACCAUCCUUGCUCAGCGGCAUGCGGAAAUGCAAGGUUUGCAGCAGGUUCUGUGGUUGUACGGUGAAGAUCGUCAGAUUACAGAAGUUGGCACCAUGAACAUAUUCAUGUUUUGGAUAAAUAAGAAUGGAGAAAAGGAGCUGAUUACCCCACCCCUCAAUGGUUUAAUUCUUCCGGGAAUCACACGGAAAUCUUUGUUGGAGCUGGCUAAGAGCUGGGGAGAAUUCAAAGUGACAGAAAAGGAAUUCACUAUGGAUGACGUUAUUGAAGCUUCACAGGAAAACAGGGUUAAAGAGAUCUUCGGAGCUGGUACCGCUUGUGUAGUGUGUCCAGUGAACAGAAUUCUUUACGAGGGACAGAACAUCAUGAUUCCUACCAUGGAGAACUUAGAGAUUACAAAAAGAUUUUACGACGAGCUGACUGCAAUCCAGUAUGGUCGUACUCCGUCUCCCUGGAGCGAAAUAGUCGAUUAAAGACGAAGAAAUGCAGGCAACAAUUAGACCUUUUUAUACUGAACAAAGCAAUUCCAUUGGAACAAAACUAGUCUUAGAGCACUUCGAGUCUUAGGCCGCGAACCUUGUUUGCACAGCGAGGGAUGCAACAAGUCCGUACUUUGCUGCGGGAGUUUCAACACAAUCUUGUCGCUAAGUAAGGCCCCAUCCACACUACGCCGGAGAAAUAUGACAACCCAACAAUCACCGGAGGCAGAAAAGCUUGGGUAUGCUCAUGAGGGUUAGGGUUAAUCACAUGAUUAACAAGACGUCAUCUUUUUCGAAAACCUCCGUUUUCAAAAUGUUUUCCUUCCACACCAUACUAAAACGC
Molecule: messenger RNA, 2100 nt
Organism: Orbicella faveolata
Lineage: Eukaryota; Metazoa; Cnidaria; Anthozoa; Scleractinia; Merulinidae
Product: branched-chain-amino-acid aminotransferase-like
Biological process (GO): L-valine biosynthetic process; L-leucine biosynthetic process
Cellular component (GO): mitochondrion
Molecular function (GO): branched-chain-amino-acid:2-oxoglutarate transaminase activity
Source: RefSeq, a predicted model, not a curated record